UUGUGAAGAGUUGGAAUACUGAUACCACAGCAGCAGAGGAAAACCAGACUUCUGCAAGAGCGAGCACAUCCCAAGCUGUCCUGAUGGAAGGAGAGACAGUACCCGAGGCCAGGAGAGCAGCCAACAAAGCCACACGGAUCGCCCUCGGCAUCUUUGUGAGUGGCACCAUUGUGCUUGGCACCGUGCUUUUCUUGGUUAGCCAAGGUCUUUUAAAGUUUCAUCCAAAGCAACAGUACUGUUUGACCUCAGAAUGCAUUGAAGCUGCUGCUGGCAUCCUAAGCAAGAUAAAUCAAUCUGUAGAUCCAUGUGAGAACUUUUAUCGAUUUGCAUGUGAUGGCUGGAUAUAUAAUCACCCUAUUCCUGAAGACAUGUCAAACUAUGGUGUUUAUCCUUGGCUGCGACACAAUGUGGACCUCAAACUAAAGGCAUUGCUUGAGAAACCCAUCAGCAAAAGACGAGACAGUGAAGCUGUACAGAAGGCCAAGAUCCUUUACGCAUCCUGCAUGAAUGAGAAUAAAAUAGAAAAAGCCGACGUGAAACCCCUGUUAAGUAUACUGAGGCAUUCACCUUUCCGCUGGCCUGUGCUGGAAUCCAACAUUGGACCUGAGGGGCUGUGGUCAGAAAGGAGGUUUAGCUUAGUACAAGCCUUGGCAACUCUUCGUGGUCAAUACAGUAACUCUGUCUUCAUCCGUUUAUAUGUGGCUGCUGAUGACAAAAUCUCCAAUCGGUAUAUCCUGAAGCUCGAUCAAGCAAGCCUCUCUCUUGCAUCUCGAGAGGAUUACCUAGAAAACACCACAGAAGCUAAAUCUUACCGAGAUGCCUUUUUGCAGUUCAUGGUUGAUACAGCAGUGCUUCUGGGCGCAAACGCUUCACGAGCCGAAUCUGAUAUGAAGUCAGUUCUAAGACUGGAAGUUAAAGUAGCUGAGAUCAUGAUUCCAUAUGAAAAUCGAACAAGUGAGGUGAUGUACAAUAAAAUGAACAUAUCGGAGCUUAGUGCCAUGAUUCCACAGUUUGACUGGCUGGGAUACAUCAAGAAGGUGAUUGACACCAGACUCUAUCCUGAGCUCAGUGAUAUAGGUCCUUCAGAAAAUGUGAUUGUCCGUGUUCCCCAGUACUUCAAAGAUUUAUUCAGGAUACUAGAAAAUGAAAGGAAAAAGACUCUUGCCAAUUAUCUGGUGUGGAGGAUGGUUUAUUCAAGGUUAUUUAACCUCAGUAGACGUUUUCAGUAUCGGUGGCUGGAAUUUUCUCGGGUGAUCCAUGGAACCACAACUUUGCUGCCCCAGUGGGAUAAAUGUGUGGACCUUGUCGAAAGCGCGCUCCCUUACGUUGUGGGCAAGAUGUUUGUGAACGCUCAUUUUCAAGAAGACAAGAAAGAGAUGAUGGAGGAGUUGACUGAAGGAAUUCGCUGGGCUUUUAUUGACAUGUUGGAAAAGGAAAAUGACUGGAUGGACUCUGAAACAAAAAGAAAAGCUUAUGAGAAGGCAAAAGCAGUUAUGGCAAAAGUGGGUUACCCUCAGUUUAUAAUGAAUGACACAUAUGUUAAUGAAGACAUCAAAACACUGAAGUUUACAGAAAGUGACUAUUUUGGCAAUGUGUUGCAAACUCGCAAAUAUGCAGCCCAAUCUGAUUUCUACUGGCUUAGAAAAGAAGUUCCAAAAACAGAGUGGUUUACAAGCCCAACUACUGUAAAUGCUUUUUAUAGUGCAUCUACCAACCAGAUCAGAUUCCCAGCAGGAGAACUGCAAAAGCCUUUCUUUUGGGGAACAGAGUAUCCUAGGUCAUUAAGCUACGGUGCCAUAGGAGUAAUUGUUGGCCACGAGUUUACUCAUGGAUUUGACAGCAAUGGUCGGAAAUAUGACAAAAAUGGAAAUUUAGACCCUUGGUGGACAACUGACUCUGAAGAAAAAUUUAAGGAGAAAACAAAAUGCAUGAUUAAUCAAUACAGCAAUUACUACUGGAAGAGAGCUGGCUUACAUGUGAAAGGCAAGAGGACUUUGGCAGAAAACAUUGCAGAUAAUGGAGGUUUGCGAGAGGCUUUCAGGGCAUACAGGAGAUGGAUUGCAGAAAAGAGGGGAGGAGAAGAAGAGCCUUUACUGCCCGGCCUUGAGUUCACACACAAUCAGCUUUUCUUUCUGAGUUAUGCCCAUGUAAGAUGCAACUCCUUUAGACCAGAAUCUGCGAGAGAGCAAAUAUAUGUUGGAGCUCACAGUCCUCCUCAGUUCAGAGUUAUCGGUGCCAUGAGCAACUUUGAAGAGUUCCGUAAAGCUUUCAAUUGCCCAACAAAUACAACGAUGAACCGAGGGGCAGAUUCUUGCCGGCUGUGGUAGAUGUCCCUUCCAGGUCUUCUGUCAAGAGGUCUGCAAUGUGAACUGCUGCAACCUGAGCUCAAGCCCACUGCUAGUUUCAGAAUAUCAUUCUGCAGUCUGGAGAGCUGUUACUUCAAAUGCCUCUUCCUUAUCCAUGCUGAUAACCUGCAUGGACCUAAUCACUCUUUAUCCAGAGCCCAGAAACUUUUGAAAUAGGAGUAGAGGACAGGUUUUCUUUAAUAAUAAUUAAAAAAAAGGAAGUUCUUUUAUCCAUAAAGCUACUCCUGUUCAUCUGCAGUUGCAUUGCUGUUGAAGGAUAACUGCCAUUAUCAAUUCUAAUUCCUGAUUUAUAGUUAAGCAAGAGGUAAAUGCUAAAAUCCAGUUUUAAUCUAUUGCUCUGCAGGGGUGCUAUGCAGAAUGCUCCCACACAAAAUUUAUUCUUUCUGGAUGAAGAAAUUCAUGAGACCGGCUAUAAAGCCAGCUCUGAUCUGCUGUGGGAUACUGCAUUUUCGUAACUUAAAUUGUCACUGCCCAGCAUGCCAUAAAUGAUGUUGCAUGAUGUAAAGACACAAGACUUUAUAUAAAUUCGGUUUAAUAUGUCAGAUUAGUGCCUCAGGUUUUGGAACAGUUUCAAGCUGAGAAAGCACCUCAUGGUUUGCAUCUGCUAGGACUAAACAGAAAGGAUACUUGUCAGAUCCUGGCCUUUUCUAAUUUUAGAACAGCUUAUGAUAAAAAUCAAUGUAUGGUGAAAAUUGGAGGCUUGCAGAGGGAAUUCCCAGCACCAUGAUACUCAGAAAUAUUACAGCACUUAUUCCUGUUUACAGUGUGGGCAGUUUUUUUCCCCAAGGGGUGAUUUUUAUCAUGUGCUGAAGGUAGUUUCACCUACAUUUAUUUUUAAGCCUGAAAUGCUAUACCAGUUUUAAUUUAGGGAUUUCUUUGUGUCUUACAGAGGAAUGUACGUAGUGCGCAGGUUUGUCCUCAUGUUCUGGACAGGCCAGGGUGACUUGUGAUUUUAAGGAAAUAAGAGUAUGUCACUGAAAAACAGAGUACCAGCAGCAUUUGACUUUUCUGGAUAAAAAGAGAAAUUCAGGAGUAGAGGACUU
Molecule: messenger RNA, 3409 nt
Organism: Gavia stellata (red-throated loon)
Lineage: Eukaryota; Metazoa; Chordata; Aves; Gaviiformes; Gaviidae
Gene: PHEX
Product: phosphate regulating endopeptidase X-linked
Exons: 22
Coding region: 84-2327 (747 amino acids)
Biological process (GO): protein processing
Cellular component (GO): plasma membrane
Molecular function (GO): metalloendopeptidase activity
Source: RefSeq, a predicted model, not a curated record